Molecule: messenger RNA, 1095 nt
Organism: Pieris macdunnoughi
Lineage: Eukaryota; Metazoa; Arthropoda; Insecta; Lepidoptera; Pieridae
Source: the annotation of a GenBank genome assembly
AUGGCAGAAUCCGUGACAGAAAUACCGGUUAAUAUAGAAGAAAGUAUAAAAGAAACUUUACAUAAUGGAACAACCAAACCUUAUAUGAGUAUAGAAGGGGUGGCGGUCGCGUACUUAAGUUUGGUGGUCAUGGCAAUUUUACCCAUAUUUUUCGGAUCAUUUCGUUCAGUGAAAUAUCUUAAAGAGCAAAAGGAAUCUGGUGAGCGCCCUGAAACAAUGUCCAACCGUGAUGCACUCAUGUUCCCAGUGAUUGCCUCAUGUGCUUUAUUUGGUCUCUACAUAUUCUUCCAGUUCUUCUCCAAAGAGUAUAUAAACCUGCUUCUUACGGGUUACUUCUUUUUCUUAGGAGUAUUGGCACUUAGUCAUUUAUUAAGCCCAAUCAUAUCAGUUAUGAUGCCAGCAUCAGUUUCAAAGGUGCCCUACCACAUAUUAUUUACUCGAGGUGAUCGAGAUGUGGUCAACUAUAAGUUCACCUCUUAUGAUGUCAUAUGUCUGGUUAUUUCAUUUGUCUUCGGCCUCUGGUAUUUACAUAAGAAGCACUGGAUCGCAAACAAUCUGUUUGGUAUUGCAUUUGCAAUCAAUGGAGUAGAGCUUCUGCAACUUAACAAUGUUGUUACUGGCUGUAUUUUAUUGUCUGGACUGUUUUUGUAUGAUAUUUUCUGGGUGUUUGGUACAAACGUGAUGGUCACUGUUGCCAAGUCCUUUGAAGCGCCCAUCAAAUUGGUGUUCCCACAAGAUAUUUUCGUGAAUGGCUUCAAUGCCAGUAACUUUGCCAUGUUGGGUCUGGGAGACAUUGUGGUGCCCGGUAUCUUCAUUGCUCUGCUUUUGCGCUUCGACAAAAGUCUUAAACGCAAUUCAGAGUUCUACUUCAGAGCUACGUUCACAGCCUACAUCGUAGGAUUAUUGGCCACGAUCGUGGUAAUGCACGUGUUUAAACACGCACAACCCGCUUUGCUCUAUCUGGUACCUGCCUGUCUCGCAACACCCCUUACUCUUGCGUUACUCAAAGGAGAUAUCAACGCUUUGUUCAACUAUGAAGACCAAACAGCCAUCGAAGAGAAAGCAGACGCGAGUAAGACAAAGAAAUCUGAAUAA